AAUUGAUCAUAUAAGUAAUUUGUAUAAUUAAUUACAAGUCUAGUCUCAUGUCGUGUUGAGUUGUGUCGUAUCGUGUCGUACCUCAGAAAAACCUUAUGUAGGUGGCCUGUUUUCCCGCUCAGCCUACUUCCAUCUCAAAAUUGAUUUGGACGGAGAAUCACUGUCGUCUUUUACCUUAUUUUCGUUCUUUUGAUUUCCUCAUUUUCUCCAACUCCGACGACUCUCUCUCUCUCUCCCCCGACUCCAUUUUCAUCUUUUCUAAUCUAUACAAUACUCUUCCUUUUUCUACAAAUUUCCAAAUCCCAAAUCUUUCUCUACCUUAAUACUCUUCAAUUUCCCCAUUUUUCCAUUUCCCCACGCAUAUAAACCCUAGAUCUGAAUAGUUUCUUAUGAUUGAGUGUGCUUAAGGGCACCAUAAGAUGUGCACAUCCUAUAUCAUCCACUUUUGUUCAUCAAUCUUCCUUCUCCUUGCCGCAUCAAAGCGAAUCCGGUUGAGUUCUUGUGCUUGAUUACCAUGGAGCUCUAAAGGUUACUUCUUUAUGCUCUGACUUUUUUCUGCUUCAUAUUGUCUGUAAAUUGCACUCUUUCUGUUUGCUAUAGCUCAAAAUCAAAACUUGAAUUGUGUGAUCAUGGAUGGUGUUUCGGGUCCAAGUACUCAAUCUCAACAACCAUAUGACAAAUCUAGGGUUUUAGAUGUGAAACCAUUAAGAACUUUGGUACCCAUGUUUCCAAAUCCUCCUCAAGCUCCACCUUUCGUAUCUUCUUCACCUUUUGGUCCUUUCCCAGCUGGGUUUACCCCAUUUUACCCCUUUAGCAUGGGCCCUCCAGGAUCCGGCGGGCAGCAAGAUGGUUCUGCUUUUGCUAGUCCUGCUAACGCCGUUCCGCUGCGUUCUUUUCACAUGGGUGCUCAUUUCUCUAAUGGAGAUACUGGGUCUUCUAUGGAUGCUUUUGGAGAUGGUGGGGUUAACACUGCUUCUGGUGGAAAAAAACGUAAGUCAUCUAGGGUUCCCAAGACUGCAGAACAAAAGAAGGCUGAUAGGAAGGCGCGAGCGGCUGCUGCGGCUGCUGCUGGCGAAACGCGGAAGCCCAAUUUGGCCCAUAUUGUGGGUUUACCUCAACCACAAAGAGAAGAUGGUAAUAGGGAACUUGUUAUUUAUAUUCUUAUGAAAUUUGAUGGUGUUAGGAGGAGAUUAAAUCAGUUAGAGGACUCUAAAGAGGCAUCAACUGGGUUAAUUAAACGUGCUGAUUUGAAAAGUGGUAACAUACUGUUGACUACUGGGUUUAGGACUAAUAGUAAGAAGAGACUAGGCGGACCUCCAGGUGUUGACAUUGGUGACAUUUUCUUUUUCCGUAUGGAAAUGUGUGUUGUAGGGUUGCAUGCUCCUUCCAUGGCUGGCAUUGAUUAUAUGGUCGUUAAGAAUGACUCGGAAAGCGAGCCACUUGCUGUAAGUAUUGUGUCUUCAGGUGGGUACGAUGACGAUGCUGAGGAUGCUGAUGUUUUGGUUUACACCGGUCAAGGUGGUGGAAACUAUAAUAAUAGGGGUACAGAAGCUUCUGAUCAGAAGCUUGAAAGAGGUAAUCUUGCAUUAGAGAGGAGUGCACGGCGUGGGAAUCAAAUUAGGGUCAUUCGAGGUAUUCGAGAUAUGAACAAUCCUGCACUUAAGAUUUAUGUUUAUGAUGGGCUUUAUACUAUUCAGGAUUCUUGGAUUGAUAAGUCAAAAUCUGGUGCCAAUCUUUUCAAGUAUAGGAUGGUUAGGUUACCUGGGCAGCCCCCUGCUUUUGGAACCUGGCAAUCUAUCUUGAAAUGGAAGGAAAGUGUCUCGUCAAGGCCAGGUUUGAUUCUUCCUGACAUUACUUCAGGUGCUGAAAGUCUUCCUGUUGCGCUUGUUAAUGAUUUAGAUAAUGAAAAGGGGCCUCCGUACUUUAAUUAUUUGCGCUCCGUUAAGUAUACAAAAUCACUAAACUUGUCUGAGCCUACGUAUGGUUGUAGUUGCCAUAAUUCUUGUGCUGCAGGUGAUCAUAACUGUACUUGUACUCGCAAGAAUGGUGGUGAUUUUCCAUAUACCACUAAUGGGGUUUUAGUGGGUAGGAAGCCACUUGUUUAUGAAUGUGGACCGUCGUGUCCAUGUUUACCAACUUGCAAGAAUAGAGUGUCUCAAAGCAGUCUUAAGGUGCGGUUGGAGGUUUUUAAAACUAGGGAUAGAGGUUGGGGACUCCGCACAUGGGAUGCUAUUCGUUCUGGAGUUUUUAUUUGUGAAUUUGCUGGUGAGGUGUUAGAUAAAGCUAAAUAUGAUAGCGAAGAAAGUAGUGACAUUAGUGAUUAUGUUUUCGAUACUAGCCGUGUUUAUGAUAAGUUUAAGUGGAACUAUGAUCCUCCGUUGGUGGGUGAAGAUGAUGCUGGGGACUCAAAUGAGGAAUAUGAUAUCCCCACUCCUUUGGUCAUUAGUGCCAAAGAAUCGGGGAAUAUUUCUCGCUUCAUGAACCACAGUUGUUCUCCUAAUAUUUUCUGGCAGCCUACUAUGUAUGAGCAGGAUGGGGAAUCCCUUAUUCAUAUUGCGUUCUUUGCAAUGCGACAUAUCGCCCCGAUGAGUGAGCUCACUUAUGAUUAUGGUAUAUCACAGUCUAAUAAUAGGAGGAAGCGGUGCUUAUGUGGUUCAGCAAAAUGCAAAGGUUAUUUUGGUUGACACCGUUCAUGUGUUGACUGCAGGUUUUGUGGAAGCAGCUAUGCUCAUUGGGAAAUUUCUGAAUUAUCUCCUUAGUCGAAGAAUCCAUGCGUGUAGUGACGAUAUGAGGAAGUGUUUUUGUCGUCUUCACGGAAUUCUUUGAAAAGCAACAGACUUUCCCUUUGUGCUUCCUGACUUCUAACUUGUUUCGAGCGUAGCUUGUCUCUAUGUUAAAGAUGUGUAUAUCAUGAUGUUAGUUUCCCCGUAGCGUAGACAAGGAUUGUUAUUUGUUAGUUCUAGACAUGUACUUCUAGUUUGUUGAUCUCUUUGUAACAGGAGUGUUUGGAAACAGACCCUUUUUGGAGCUUUGUAAGAUGUUCAAGAUUCUUCAUGAA
Molecule: messenger RNA, 3058 nt
Organism: Amaranthus tricolor (Joseph's coat)
Lineage: Eukaryota; Viridiplantae; Streptophyta; Magnoliopsida; Caryophyllales; Amaranthaceae
Product: histone-lysine N-methyltransferase, H3 lysine-9 specific SUVH1-like
Exons: 2
Coding region: 630-2684 (684 amino acids)
Cellular component (GO): nucleus
Molecular function (GO): protein binding; histone methyltransferase activity; zinc ion binding
Source: RefSeq, a predicted model, not a curated record